Malassezia japonica is the source of this 531-nucleotide messenger RNA. RefSeq lists its product as uncharacterized. The record is from RefSeq and is a predicted model, not a curated record. The transcript is spliced from 2 exons. The annotation marks the transcript as partial. NCBI's taxonomy places the organism in Eukaryota, Fungi, Basidiomycota, Malasseziomycetes, Malasseziales, Malasseziaceae.
AUGUCGUCUGCGAGGAGCAGCCCCAACCUUGCGGUGGACGAUGAAUGGGCGUCUCCUGUGGACGCUGCCAAAGUGCCCGAUGCGCCUCACCUGGGGCCCCUGGAGCGCGGAACGUUUUCGCCAACGCGUCUGCCUGAGCCGGUGAGCAAGCUGGUGGAGAAAACACACCCCGAUGCGGACGUGCCGAAACGGCGCGCGUCGAACUACGACAUGUCUAGGACGCACACGAUGCGUCGCGAAAUGGCCAUCGUACUGGACUCGCUUGAAAAGAUGCCCAAGGAUGACCAGCUUGCAGGUCUUGGGAUCGUUAUGGCGAAUACCAAGUCGGAAAAGCGUACAGACGACAUGUCGGCCGUGCUGGAGGAUAUGCAGCAUCUCUCGCUCAAGAACAAGGGCGAGCCGAAGCGCAAGGUGUUUGGCGAGCGCAGUCUCAAUGCCCAACUGUCUGCCAUGAGCGUGUCUGAAAAAGAGUCCAAGACGACAUCGCUCGGAAAGGAGAUUGGCAAAGGGGGCUCCCAGUCGUCUCUGUUC